UAACAGUAGUAUUCGUACGUACGAUACCUACCCGUAGGCCGUACUUAAUAACGUUCGUUUGCUUGUUCGCGCACUAAUUCGCUAACUCUUCCUCCAUUAACAACCUCGCCGCCGACCUGUCACCAUUUCCGCAGAAUCCAUCAGAAGUUCGGUUUGACAUCAACGAUCCAUUCCAUCGUAUCCUUCCGAAAGACAAAAUUACUGAAAAUAAAAUUUGGAGUAGUUGUCACCUGUGCACCAUCCAGCCGAACAACUGACAAUUCAUAUUCAUACAAGCCAUGUGCAACAAUACCAGCAAAAGCAAUGGAACCAAUCGAGAUGCUGGCUCGGGGAGCAGCAGCACCAGCGACAAACAUAGCGACACGACGAACAGCAUGCAAUAUUCCGAAGUCAGCUGCGGCGGUAGCUGCACGUACCGAAAAAUAGCCGAGUGUGCGCUAGGACUAUCCCUACCGCUGUGGUCAACCAUCGCCGUCCAGGCCGAUUCCUCCUCUUGCCGGGUGUCGCGGCUUGUUGUUUCUACGAUGGUGUUUUACGGGGGACAGUAUGCGUUGCUAAGGCAUUUUGGGGGUUUGCUCCAGCCCCCUCUCGAGGUAUGGCAAUGGAACAAAGAACAAACAUCAAGCAUGGCCACACGUGCAGCUUCGGAAUGGAGGUCGCGGCUGCUGGCCAUAUUCAACGCUCUGGUCCUGUCGUACGGAAGCCUUCUCUGUUUUUUGGAAUGGCCUUCCUACUACCCCGAAUCAGAGGGAUGGAUAAAGACGGAGGAUUCAAGUUCGAAUUGCUUCUCGUCCCAUCCCGUUACCUUUGCCAGUCUCUUUGUGGGGUACCUACAGUGGGAUCUUUGCUGGCUCAUCUGGCACCGAAGGAGCCACCCCGAUCUUGGGUCGAUGAUCCACCACUCCAUCUUCAUAGCUGUGACCCAUUUCGUCCUUUGGGGGACCUACUUUCGAAAGCCUUUUGCUUGGCUUUCCMUGACUGAGGUCUCGACCCCCUUUCUGCACCUCCGGUGGUUCCUAGCCGCCACCGGGAGAAAGGGCGCCCGCAGCGGCGGCGGCAAGGACUCGUCCCUGUAUUUCUUGGCGUCGGUGGGAUUUGCUCUCAGCUUCUUGUCGACGAGGGCUGUUGGGUAUGGCCUCGGUCUCUUGGACUUGUGGCGUUCCUUUGAAUUCUGGAAGGAGGUCUGGGGAUUGUGGUGGGUGGUUGGCGGUUUGCACCUGGCAUACGGCUUGAACCUGUUUUGGUCUUACAAGGUAUGCUCGGCAUUCUUGAGGAUUCUGUCGCAUGGCAAGAAGAUACAGAAGAAAAAGAAUUGAGGAGAAACAAAUACGUCGUUUGAGUAUUACUGUAAAACAGGAUUGAAGAAACAACAUCAAUAACACCACAUCCACCAACGUCACAAGCAAGCGGAAAUACUAUUGGACAGCAAUGAACGGAAUCGAACCAAAUGUUUUUGUUCAUUUAAAAUUUAAACGAAGCAACUUCUGCGAAGAUUAUGACGGCGAAGACUUUUUUCCCUUCACCGUGCACGUAGUAGAAUGAUUGUUCGCACCACCAAAAAUGAUUUGCUUGCGAAUACAAACCAUUUGCCCUC
Messenger RNA from Pseudo-nitzschia multistriata, 1594 nucleotides. NCBI's taxonomy places the organism in Eukaryota, Bacillariophyta, Bacillariophyceae, Bacillariales, Bacillariaceae. The record is from the annotation of a GenBank genome assembly.